AUGAGUUCGCGGAAAUCUCUACCAUCCACACCGGAGGCUACGAGCUUGAACAGAUCCCAGAUCACGUUCUCGCCAUGUGUUCAUAUGACCAAGGUUCUUUCGUCGCAUGCCCGUGAUACCGUCCUGCGCAGUUACGGUCUGGCGAUCAGAGUGUCAUUGUUGGCGUCACCAGGUUCGGCGACCCCAGAACGGUUUGUGUCAAAGGACGGGUCUAGUCUUCCUCAUUCCAGACUGAUAAAGUUGAGGGCAAAAAUUCUCAAGUGCAAGGAGUGCUCGAGUAGUCUUUCUCCCUCGUUUAUGUGUUUGCAGUGUUCCUACGUUGGUUGUUGGAAGAAGGGCCAUGCUCAUGCCCACGCCAAACAUGAUGGCCAUGUUUUUGGAAUUGAUGCUGCUAGAGGACACAUUCUGUGCUUUAGAUGUGGGGACUAUGUUGGCGACCCCAGUCUGGAGGAGAUACGCAUAAAGAUCAUACGCUCCAUGAAGUGUAAGUGA
Kuraishia capsulata CBS 1993 is the source of this 492-nucleotide messenger RNA. RefSeq lists its product as uncharacterized. Gene Ontology annotation, molecular function: zinc ion binding. Bases 1 to 492 code for a protein of 163 amino acids. The transcript is spliced from 2 exons. NCBI's taxonomy places the organism in Eukaryota, Fungi, Ascomycota, Pichiomycetes, Pichiales, Pichiaceae. The record is from RefSeq and is a predicted model, not a curated record.